This is a messenger RNA of Filobasidium floriforme, 1451 nucleotides long. RefSeq lists its product as uncharacterized. Lineage: Eukaryota; Fungi; Basidiomycota; Tremellomycetes; Filobasidiales; Filobasidiaceae. The record is from RefSeq and is a predicted model, not a curated record. The transcript is spliced from 2 exons. The coding region runs from base 12 to 1175 and encodes 387 amino acids.
GGAGGCCGGAGAUGAGGGAGGUCGUACUCGGGGUCGGAGUGGGGAAGUCGGGUGGGCAUGAGGGUGUGCGAGGGUUUGGGUUUGCGGGGUGGAAGCCGACAUCUCUAUUCCUGCAUGAACCCUCAACGGACAACUCUCCACCAUCGACAACCAAUACCGUGACAAACACCGCUGCUACCACAUCGCGGCCAUCAGCACCAGCACCAGCAUCAGCACCAGCACCAUCAUCAACGUCAGCACCAUCACCAUCAGCACCAUCAAACCCAUCGCCCUCGAACCCAAACCCAUCAAAUCCAAGCCCAUCCUCACCAUCCUCGAACCCGCAAGGACUUGAACUAAAACCCGACUCGAGGAUCUCGACGACGGUGCUCAUCCUCCUCCCUUCCCCCAAAUAUCCCUACACCUACACUGAUCACUCGGCUCGCUCGGCUCUUACACCGGAGAUGAAGAUGGAUAGGCAUGGUCAGCUGAGAGGAGAGCGAGAUGAGAAGAAGAAGAAGAAGGAGGGAUAUGAGGUCAAGCACGUCGAGGACGUAGACGUACAUGUGGCGGACGUGAGCGAUAUUAAAGACGCGGGCGAUGCGUGGGGUCGGGUGAUGAGUUGGGGAGAAGGUGGAGACGGUCAGGAUGCGGGUGUGGGUGUGGAUAGGACGCCAAGGACUGGAUUGGCGGGGACAUUGUCUUUGUCAGGAUCCCGGGAUGAGCAGGAGGUGCGGGAUGGUCAGCGGGACGUACGGGAGAAGUCUGGGGUGAUGAUGCCGGUGAUGAUGCCGGAAAACGAAAAUGAGGGGAGGGAGAGACCGCCAGUUCAGAUCCCUGCAACAUCGUCAUCUUUACCACCGGCACCGCCAACACAUACCCAGACGCAGGGGAUUACGAGCGAGGUGCACGAGGGUGAGGAGGAGGACGACCUACCCGAUUUCGUCCUGGGUGUCUUGGAGCUGGAGGUGGUCGCCGAUACGCCCGAUGGCGAGAUCGGCAACUCUCAUUCGGGCGACCAGGUAGAAGCAGGGGUGUCGUAUCCACCGAAAUUAGCAGAUUCGACAUUGGGACAAGCAGUCGGCGGUGUAUCACCGCGGACAGAUACAGAGGGAUCGCCUAUGACGAUGAACGGGACGGGAAGGGAGAGACCGAUGCCUACGGACGGCUUGAUGAGGAGUUUCUGGAGACGGUGACGGUGAUGCGGCGACCGUUCUCGGGUCUGACACGGCGGGCUGAGUUGGUCGGUCUGCAGGACCGGAUAUCGAGGAAUCGGAUGGUUUAUGAAGAGGUGUAGGUCGUGCUUUUCGUGUCGCUAUGUGUAAUCGGAUUUGUAUAGCGAAGGGUGGGUAAUCUAUUGGCUAUUGGGAGAUCAGGAUGUACUCGAUGUAACGCAAUGAUUUGAUGAUACGCGCGGCCGAGCGAGCCGACGGACGUCAGAAGGCGGUCCGGUCCAUUCUAAUUUCAUUCAG